CGCUCGCAUAUUCUACGCAUCGUCCGUUUCACGAAAUUCAUCCUCCCCGCUCGUCGUCGUCGACGACGCUAUGAAUCGGGAUCCCGGGCGUCGCCGCGUUCUUGGGAUUCAUUCAGUGCCGGACUCUCGGUGAACGGUGACCUGGACGCUGGCCGCGGGGACGCGAGUUUCGGGCAUGGAGCCAGCGUAAAGAGGACUCUUUGGUACGGUUCGCUGACGCGUCACCUGCGAGAACCGCUCUUUCGUCGAGACGUUGGGGAUAGGACUGUCGGAGGAUCGGUCACCGAACAUUACCGAGGCUGAAGGUCUUCCGGGGUCGUUCGUUCGGGGAUUAGGACGUUCGAAGAGGAAACGUUUGCAUCGAUUUUCUUCGCGGCGAUCUUUGGUAGCUGCACAGUAUCUUUAACCAAAGACGCUUAACGGUGAUCAACGGAGAUCCGCGGCUAAAGCCAAAGUCAACUUUGUACUUGAACGAACGAAGCGCACCACGAAUCUCGGUACCCCAAAGACUGAUUCAAAGUAUCGUCUGUACAGAGAGUGUACUUGGAGGAAAAGCAUCCGAUACCAAAAGUAUUAGCCCGUACACGGUGUAGUAUUAUAAGAAAAGCUCUCGGUAUUCCGUUUCUAAUCGAUAAGAAUCACGAUGUUGGAUCGCAACGUGGUGCUGGUGCUCCGCACAAGACAGGACCGCACGGAAAGGCGAUUGAGGCACAGGAAGGAAGCCAAUCCACCGCCGAUGGAGCCUCCGCCGCAGCUUUUGAACAACAACUACCUGUACCUCGAUCUGAACAUGAACUUGAGCGAGAACUGCAAGCAGCAGGCCUACAGCAGGGCGAAGAAGUCGUCGCAGAACAAUGCGCCGAAUGCCGGAGUAGGCGAGAAACGCGAGCACUUGUACAAGAUCCUGGUGAUCGGCGAGCUGGGCGCGGGCAAAACCUCCAUCAUCAAAAGAUACGUUCACCAGUUCUUCUCGCAGCACUACCGCGCGACGAUCGGCGUCGAUUUCGCGUUAAAAGUCUUGAACUGGGACCCGCACACCAUCAUCAGGCUGCAGCUAUGGGACAUCGCAGGUCAAGAAAGGUUCGGCAACAUGACCAGAGUGUACUACAAAGAAGCAGUCGGAGCGUUCAUAGUGUUCGACGUGACGCGGAGUGCUACGCUCGACGCGGUGGUGAAAUGGAAACAGGACCUGGACUCGAAGGUGCAGCUACCCGACGGCUCGCCUAUACCCUGUGUCCUGUUGGCCAACAAAUGUGAUCAGCAGAGAGAGGGGUUGGUCAACUCGCCCCAGAAAAUGGACGAAUAUUGCAAGGAGAAGAACUUUGCAGGCUGGUUCGAAACAUCUGCCAAGGAGAACAUCAAUAUCGAGGAAGCAGCGAGAUUCCUGGUCACCAAGAUACUGCAGAACGACCAGCUGAUGAAAGGUAACGGAUCGCAGUACCAGACCGACGGCGAGCGUUUCGCGUUGAACCAAUCACCGACGAGCACCAAGAAGUCCUGCUCCUGCUGACGAAUCGGCAAGCCACCGAUAGCAGCAGGAUCCGUGAUCGUCGUCCCUUUGUCGCGUUGCCGUCGGUGCCAUGACAUCCUCGUCGCGGCCAUUGGCUCUCGUCUCGAUCGUAUUCUUAGGGGAACAACGCGCCACCGCCACCGCCGCCGCCGUCGAUUCGUCUGUCUCCGGCCUUUUGUACAUACACGCCGCGAGGAAGUCGAUUCAAGAGCUUGAAAGAUCGGGUCUCCGACGUUGACGAAUAUCGCGUAGUAUAGGAUUUCCAGUGCAGCUAUGCCGAGCGUCGUUGAAAUUUCUACCGCGCACGCGUGAGCAAGGGGGAAGGACCGAUGGGCGGGUUUGCCUCUGGCACCGCCCACCGACAGUUCUCGUUGCUCGAUAGUUGAGAUUUUUUAUUCCUCGGAGAGUCUGUACAAUUAAUUGGCCACGAUGCAAUUAGAUAGGUUUAGCUUCGAUAAUGUUUUCUAGUUCCUAUUAACUCCUCGCAGCUUUUCCCGCGGUACUUGUCCCUUAGUCCACACCCCGCCAUCGAUUCUCCCAAGUUCCUCCCACGAGUUCCCGACUUGCUCGGCGAAACUAUAGGAUAAUAGAAUUCGACGAGAAAAGUGGCUGGCACAGUCGACGGAAGAACUUUCCGAAAGGCCGAGGUUCGAAGAAUCGUGAAAGAAUCGUGAAAGAUCCUCUUUGCUCCUACGUAACAUUCCAGCAUUGCGUGAUCCCGGCCGAUAGAAUUUCGUUUCGUCGAUCCAGGACGAAACGCGACGUGUUCCUUCCCUUCAUCUUCCUAUAAUAGAAUCUUUUGUACUUCGAGUCCUCGCCCCCGAGCCAACUCCAUUUGUACGUUGAACCGAAUUUUUAACGAAGAUCGAUCAUCAUCGAUCGACAGUUUUCUAUAUUACUCGACGGACGCUGUCGCGAAACGAAGAAAGUCGAACGGAUGCGAACGAAAAUUGAUAGUUGAAUAUCGAUAGUACGUCACCACUAAGAAAUCAUUAGGUUAUGCGACUCGAACGAACGGAAUCCGUCCGAGCGACGCCCGCGACUCGUCGGUGGCUGUGAUUCAGACAGACAGGAGAAGAAACGCUUUUAUACUCGACAAUCCGGCGGCCCAGCCGACCGUCGACGAGCCGCAAACAUUUCCGCUCCUCGAGCGUUCAACAUAACGACGUUGUUACGUGUUUAACUAAUUCUUAAGUUCACGAACGUUAACGCUUUUGCGGUGCCACGUUGAACCACGUGUCUUCGAAAUUGUCAAUAGGUAUUAUAUAAAUAUAAAUAUAAAUAUAAAUAUAAAUAUAAAUAUAAAGAUA
Molecule: messenger RNA, 2820 nt
Organism: Nomia melanderi (Alkali bee)
Lineage: Eukaryota; Metazoa; Arthropoda; Insecta; Hymenoptera; Halictidae
Source: RefSeq, a predicted model, not a curated record